AUGUCAACUCAGGCGCGGGUGAAAGAACCUCCAGCGGCCCCAAGGGCCAUGUUGAAUGGUUCUGGGGGCUUAGAGGAAAAUGAAGUCACACUACACAAAUACCUGAACCUUCUCUACUGCCUUGAUGGGUUCCAAGGACAAGGGAGGAUUGACCGAGAAGAUAAAAAGUGUGGCGAAAAUCGAUAUACUACGAAAGAAUUGCGUCGUUCGUUUCUCGAUGGUGUUUCCUAUCUCUGCGAUAUCAACUCAAAGGGAGGCACCGUGACGGCGGCGGCAAUACGCAAGUUCUACCAGAAAAAUCAAAUUCAAGCUCGCUUAUAUCUUGCUGCGAAUGAACCUAUCCUCGAUAAGGUUUAUGAUUUCGUUGUGAAGAUGUUGCGGGACUUGGGAGAUAUUACUCCAGAUAAUCGUGGCCAAAAGGAGGAGAAAAUACUACGCGAGGCUCUUUUUCUAGAUAAUGAUGUACUCACCUGGAUUCAAGAUAUUCAGGCCGAAACUGAUCUGUACCGCUUAUCUGCACUGUGUUACAGCGGCCGCGAAGGGAAGCUUGAUGAGUUGAAGUCGAGGACAAAAGAUAAUAUCGACAUGGCUGAGGCAACUCACUAUAUCGGGCGACUCGGGGCACAUCAUUAUGCGGUUUCGAUGAUAAUCGCGGCGUACAUGAAUGUGCCAAUCUUACGGAAAACCAAAGCCAUACGCCUACCCUCUGCAAACGUAAAGGAUAUCACUCUUCCGGCAGAAUCGGUGAAUUUCCACACGAUCUGUAAAGAUAUUUCCAAAAGCCCUUAUCUUCGGGAUCAAGGGCAUGAUCUCUAUACGCGGCUUCAUAAUAGGAAUUUCCUCUCAGGCUUUGUCAUGCCUAGCAAGCUUGCGCAAACCAACACCCAAAGCACCCGUGUCCAUGCGGAGUUGCUAAUUGUCGACUACUUCAGUCGAAAGAAGUUGGAGUUCUUUGACAACGACAAGGAAAUGGGGCAAGGAUUCGGAGAGAACAGUACACCCGGUUGA
Molecule: messenger RNA, 1008 nt
Organism: Penicillium longicatenatum
Lineage: Eukaryota; Fungi; Ascomycota; Eurotiomycetes; Eurotiales; Aspergillaceae
Exons: 3
Coding region: 1-1008 (335 amino acids)
Source: RefSeq, a predicted model, not a curated record